This is a messenger RNA of Xiphias gladius (swordfish), 2492 nucleotides long. It is a transcript of the gene spinb, whose product is annotated as spindlin b. Bases 456 to 1241 code for a protein of 261 amino acids. The record is from RefSeq and is a predicted model, not a curated record. NCBI's taxonomy places the organism in Eukaryota, Metazoa, Chordata, Actinopteri, Istiophoriformes, Xiphiidae. Gene Ontology annotation, biological process: gamete generation. The transcript is spliced from 8 exons.
CUUGGCGCAGUUAGCUUGACGCAGCGGAGAACCAAACGGAGGCAGAGCGGAUCAAUUUGGAGCCGCGGCGGUUGAACGGGAUUAUGCGACGACACUGAUUGCUGUAUCGAUUUCAUCAGAUAAAUGUUCCCUCACCUUCUUCUAAUAUGUGCUCAACCCACCGUUUCCUGAUCGAGUCCAUCAGCUGUGACGUCGUCUCGGUCUCCAGGGGUUAGUCUGUACCUGGCCCGUAUGCAGCCUGUCCUGGGCCCGGCCUAGUUCCUGGUGCUCCUUCGUUCCCACCACCUCCUCCCUCCUUUCCCUACCCUCCUCCCCCUGCCCCCUCCCUCCAUCCUCACCCCCCUCUCAAAAACACACACACACACGCAGCGACCCCGGCCUGGUGUCGCACAGCCAGACUCCCAGCAUUUAACCCAGACCGGCGGCCUGGCUGGCUGCCCCCUACAGGUGGAUGAAUGAAGACCCCAUUCAAGAGCCCAGCGGCCCCGCGGCCACGAGCAGACGGGGGACAUUCAGGCGUGUCUGCAAACAUGAUGAAGAAAAAGAACUCGCACAAGAAACAGAGGACCAGUGUUGGUCCCAGUAAGACUCUGGCUCAGCCCAGAAGGAACAUAGUGGGCUGCAGGAUCCAGCACAUCUGGAAGGAGGGCAGCAAGUCGUCUCAGUGGAAGGGGACGGUCCUGGACCAGGUCCCGGUUAACCCCUCCCUCUACCUGAUCAAAUACGACGGCUUCGACUGCAUCUACGGCCUGGAGCUGUACAGCGAUGAGCGGGUGGUGGGGCUGGAGGUGCUGCCCGACAGAGUGGCUCCGGCCCGUGUGAGCGACUCGCUGCUGGCGGAGACGAUGAUCGGUAAAGCGGUGGAGCACAUGUUUGAGACGGAGGACGGGCCGAAGGAGGAGUGGAGGGGGAUGGUCCUGGCCCGAGCUCCCAUCAUGACCUCCUGGUUCUACAUCACCUACGAGAAAGACCCGGUCCUCUACAUGUACCAGCUGCUGGACGACUACAAGGAGGGAGACCUCCGCAUCAUGCCCGACUCCAACGACAGUGUGACGGCGGAGCGGGAGCCCGGCGAGGUGGUGGACAGUCUGGUGGGCAAACAGGUCGAGUACGCCAAAGAGGAUGGCGGGAAGCGGUCGGGUAUGGUCAUCCACCAGGUGGAGGCCAAACCCUCUGUCUACUUUAUCAAGUUCGACGACGACUUCCACAUUUACGUCUACGACCUGGUCAAGACCUCCUAAGACCAGAACACCUGGUCCAGGACACCCUAGAAAGACUUACCAAGUCCUGCCUAGAUCCACCCAACACCCCCAGCAAAACCCCCCAGUGAAGAAAAGCCACAACUAGACUUGAAAACAUCCUGAGACUCACCACGAUGUGUGGAGACGCCUAGGACAGAUGAUAUCCAUUCUCUACGCUUUUCUUUGACGAAACGCCUUAAAAAAGGAAAAAAUACAAACAGUACCCCUUCGUUAAGACAGAAAACCACAAACCAGCUACAAGUCUUCAGACCACUCACUAAGGAGUUUCCAAUCAGUCAUCAUUCAUCCUUUCUGUCAGAUCCCUCUAGACUCUUUUAGGCUGUUCCCUCCAGACACACAGAUGAUCCAGUGCUUUUGGAAUAACUGACACCUGUAUUGUUAAAUUCAACUUUGGGACAUUUAUGGUGUUAAACCAACAAAAAUGUGGCUAAUUUAGCACGCAACCCAAACAAAUCUGGUUUCGUGUGAAAACCUGACCUAAAACCUGACCUGACCCAGACGCCCUGAGAUCUGUGAGGAAUCGAUCCUGAAAUCCCCCCAGACGGAGCAAAAGGUCUCCUGAGCAAAGUGUCAUAUGUUCCAGGGUCAAAACAGGUCUGAAACCAUAGAAGCCAACAGAAAGACCUCCUCCCCCUUUUCCUGAAACCCUGUCAGACCGUUUGAGACCUCCGUUAUGUGAGGAAGCGGGGUGUGCAGGUCCGGGUCUGCCAGGGUUAAUGAAGGGACAGGACUUCAGGAAUACAGAAACGUCAACCAGGGCCCCAAAACUAUCUGAACCAUUAUCCAGCCUCCAUCGUCUGUCUCCAUCUGCAUUAUAGUAGGUGGACAUGAGCAUUUGUCCACUCACAGAGCAUUCACUUACUGACCCGACCCCCCCUGCAGGUCACCUGUUGACAAACAAAGACGCUGAUUGAAAAACUCUGAAGGACGCUGUGGAAAAAAACCAGAGGACAAAGACUCGUUUCUUUUUCCAUACUUUUUAUCAUUUGUCUUUUUCCUGUCUGUGUUGAUUCCCACAUGACCCAUAAUGACUUCACGGCUUUAGAGAAACCUUCACGUUGUUGGCUGCAUCGUUCGGCCCAAAAUGUCCCGAUAGCAUCGUUAACUGUCCUCAUAAAUCCGGUUCACUGUUAGUCCCGAGGUUCCCGCCCAGGGUCAGUCUUAGUAGGAAUGCUAAUGAUACUAACGGGCUGUUUUUGAGUUGGAUUAAAAGCAGAACUUUCCCUCCUU